Messenger RNA from Pistacia vera, 2951 nucleotides. RefSeq names its product protein SIEVE ELEMENT OCCLUSION B-like. Gene Ontology annotation, biological process: phloem development. The record is from RefSeq and is a predicted model, not a curated record. The transcript is spliced from 7 exons. The coding region runs from base 41 to 2692 and encodes 883 amino acids. Lineage: Eukaryota; Viridiplantae; Streptophyta; Magnoliopsida; Sapindales; Anacardiaceae.
UAAAUUCUCUAAACCUUGAAGCUUUUACUGAGUGAUUGACAUGGCCAGCAACCAGCAAGCGCCGGGCAACCAGCAGCCAUUGGUGGGGAGCCAACAACAAGGCAACCUACAGCCACUGAAUGUGUUACAACCACAACAACCUUCCGGCGUACCGUCAAUAAUGAUGAACCAACCCAACCUGCAGUCAAUGCCAUUGUCCGCCAGACAACCGACCGCCAACAUGCCGUUGAUGGGCAGUCUGAAACCAUCCAAUGUGCCAGGACUACAACCCCAGCAAAAUCCAACCAAUGUGCAACCAUUUUUCCCCAGCCAACAAACCCCUGCCAAUUUACAGCCAAACAUUGGCAGCCAGCAGAACCCCACAAAUGUGCAGCCACACCAGCAGCACCCUGCAGCCAACGUGCAGCAGCCGCACACGGCCAGCCACCAAAGUCCUAGCAAUGUGCACACACAGACUGGCGGCCAUCAAACUCCAGGAGGCAAUUUGCAGCACUAUAUGGGCCUGCAACGACCAAUUUCUGGUAUUAUGCAGCCACAACUGGCAAGCAAGCCACCAGCAGCCAACCCUCUAAUUCAGUCAGCUAUCAAACAUGGUAUGGGACCGACAGCGAGAGGCGACAGACUCAUGUUCUCAACAUCUGAUGACAAUGUCAUGUUGAGGCAAAUCCAGGGAACCCAUGUUCCUGAUGGACGUGAAUUCAAUGUCAAACCACUUCUUGAUAUCGUUGAGAACAUCUUUAAACAAGCUGUCCCAGGUGUUGAGGCCAUCAGCGCACAGGAAUUGCUAGCAAUCACAGACACUGAUGACAAGACAUACCAAACCAGUGUCAUUGGCAUGCUCGAGGCCUUGGCCUAUCUCAUUGAUCGAAUUUCUUGCGAGAUAACAUGCAAGUGCUCUGGUGGUGGGGAUACACAUGCAACUGCAAUAUCAAUAUUGAACAUGUUAUCAAGUUUUUCAUGGGAUGCCAAAUUGGCGUUAGCCUUGUCGGCUUUCGCAGUGACCUACGGCGAGUUCUGGCUUGUUGCCCAGAGUUACACUUCAAACCAACUUGCCAAAGCUGUGGCGAUCCUGAAGCAAUUACCUGAGAUCUUGGAAAACACUAGUGUGUUAAAACCUCAGUUUGAUGCAAUUAAAAACCUAAUCAAAGCAAUGGUAGAUAUCAGCAAAUGCAUUGUUGAGUUCAGGCAGCUACCAACUCAUUACAUUACACCAGAUGUUGAAGCACUAUCCACGGCCAUGGCUCAUAUACCAGUUGCUGUGUACUGGACCAUCAGAAGUAUUUUGGCUUGUGCUUCCCAACUAACAGGCCUUACUUUGUUGGGACGAGAGCACAUGGUAUCAACUACAGAAGCUUGGGAGCUAUCCAGCUUGGCUCACAAGCUCAGCAACAUGCACAGCCACCUCUUAACUCAACUGCAGAGCUGCCACAAGCACAUAGACGAAAAGAAACAUCUUGAAGCUUAUCAAAAUCUUUUGCAUUUGUUCGAUAUGGUCCACAUUGACAACAUGAGGAUUAUCAAGGCUUUAAUCUACCAGAAGGAUGACCUGUUGCCACUUGUUGAUGGAUCCACCAAGAGAAGGGUAAGCCUGGAGGUUCUGAAGCGAAAGAAUGUGUUACUGCUCAUAUCAGACCUAGAUAUCUCGCAAGAGGAGCUUUCAAUUCUUGAACAGAUAUAUACUGAGGGCCGAUCACACCCGACAAGGCAGGAGAGUCAGUACGAGGUGGUGUGGCUCCCAAUUCUGGACCCAACCAUCAAUUGGACUGAUGCCAAGCAAAAGCAAUUGGAGACUCUGCAGACUGUUAUGCCAUGGUAUACAGUGCACCACCCUUCACUGAUUGAUAGGGCUGUAAUAAAAUUCAUCAAGGAUGUGUGGCAUUUUGGGAAAAGGCCUAUUCUUGUGGUGUUAGACCCACAAGGACGUGUUGUGAGCCCCAAUGCACUCCACAUGAUGUGGAUUUGGGGGACUUUGGCCUUCCCUUUCACCACAGCAAGAGAGGAGGCAUUAUGGAAGGAAGAGACUUGGAAGCUUGAAUUGUUGGUGGACGGCAUUGACCCAACCGUUGUCAACUGGAUAGUGGAAGGAAGACACAUUUGCUUGUAUGGAGGAGAGGACAUUGAAUGGAUCAGAAAAUUUACAAACGCUGCAAAUGCUGUUGCUGACGCAGCAAAUAUUUCCCUGGGAAUGGUCUAUGUGGGAAAGAGCAACCCAAAAGAGCGUGUUCGCAGGAUUUCCGCAACCAUAGCUGCGGAAAAACUCAGCUACGUCAUGAGCGGCUUAACCGAAAUUUGGUACUUCUGGGUUAGGAUUGAGAGCAUGUGGCACUCCAAAAAUCAGCUGCGCAGAACCGUUGAGAAUGACCAUAUAAUGAGCGAAAUCAUGACGAUGCUCAGCUACGAUGGCAGUGAAGGCGGAUGGGCAGUGUUCGGUAAAGGAUCAUCCGAAAUGAUCAGAGCAAAGGGAAGUACAUUUUUAACUUGUUUGCAAGAGCAUAAUGCAUGGAAGAACGAAGUACCGCGAAAGGGCUUUCUGCCAGCAAUGAGUGAUUAUCUGACGCAGCUGUACUCACCGCAUCACUGCAGCCGACUGGUGCUGCCAGGUACCGCUGGAAUGAUACCAGAAAAAGUGGUUUGCUCAGAAUGUGGUCGCACCAUGGAGAGGUAUAUCAUGUAUCAAUGCUGUGAUGAAUAAACAGCAAGCUGCUGCCAAUGAUGCAAUACUACUAUAUGCAUAGUAAGACUGCUUGCAAUGAGUAGCAAGUUUGGAAUAAUAUUAAUUACCAAGUGUGAGUUAAGUGUUUUUUUCAUAUUAUUCUCUGUUAUCGUACUUUAUAUUUAAGGAAACAGUGUGUAUCCAUCUUUAUUCCAAAGUUUGAAUAAAUUGUUCCUUCAAUCUCUGUGUCUGUAACUUUCUUGUCUUGGGAAUAUGCAAGGGAAAAAUUUAGGAUCAA